AUGAACGGGCUUACAAUCUCUUCCUUCAUUGCCUCUCUUCCCAAGGUCGAGCUUCACAUACACAUCGAAGGCACGCUUCAGCCAGCGCUGAGAUGGAAACUUGCUCAGCGAAACAAGAUUCCGCUACGCUUUAAAUCCCAGGAAUAUCACACCUACGAAGAACUCCUGGAGUCGUACAACGUUACCUAUAAUCACCGUCCGGAACUCGGCGGCCGCAAAGAUGUACCGACAUUUCUAGAGGCCUAUUUUGCGGGCUGUGAGGUUCUGCUCAAAGAGGAUGACUUUUAUGAACUUGCCAUGGACUAUUUGGCGCGAUGUCGUCAGAUGAAUGUUCGCUACGUCGAACCCUUUUUUGACAUUCAAGCGCAUACACGCCGUGGUAUCCCUGCAGAGCACGUGCUAAACGGCUAUCUACGAGCACAGCGUGAAGGCGCAUCUAAAUAUGGCGUGAGAUCCAACUGGAUCUUCUGUUUCUUGCGGGAUGAGCCCGUCGAAGACGGGGAGGCCGCAUAUGAAACAGCCUUGCCGUGGGCUAGAUCUGGACAUGGUCUAUUCCAUGCAGUUGGUCUUGCCAGCAACGCCUAUGAACGGCCGCCGAUGUUGUUCAAGAAGGCAUUUGAGCGAGCUCAAGCAGAUGGGCUUCACAUCACGACGCACUGUGACUUUGGACAAAAGGAUACGCACGAACACAUUCGCCAGGCCAUUUUCGAUGUGCAGAUAGAAAGGAUCGACCACGGGCUUGAUGCACUUGAUCGAGAUGAGCUGGUGGAAGGGUUAGUCAACAGAAACGUUGGCCUGACUCUCUGUCCACAUGCCUAUCACCGACGCACCGCAACCGAGGUCCUCUUCCCAAAACUGCGACAGCUUCUGGACGGAGGCGUAAAGUUCUGCAUCAACAGCGAUGAUCCUGUGUACAUGCAUGAUGUGUGGAUCGACGGCAACAUGGAAAAGGCGUAUCACUAUGGAGAGUUGACGAAGCAAGAGAUGGUGCAGCUGGCGAGGAAUGCGGUCGACAUGUGUUGGGCGGAUGAGGCUGUGAAGAAGGAGAUUUACGAUGAGCUGGACCAGGUGGAUGUGAGAUGA
Trichoderma virens Gv29-8 is the source of this 1083-nucleotide messenger RNA. RefSeq lists its product as uncharacterized. Bases 1 to 1083 code for a protein of 360 amino acids. Gene Ontology annotation, biological process: adenine catabolic process; hypoxanthine salvage. The record is from RefSeq and is a predicted model, not a curated record. NCBI's taxonomy places the organism in Eukaryota, Fungi, Ascomycota, Sordariomycetes, Hypocreales, Hypocreaceae. The transcript has a single exon. Gene Ontology annotation, molecular function: adenine deaminase activity. Gene Ontology annotation, cellular component: cytosol.